Messenger RNA from Podospora bellae-mahoneyi, 1275 nucleotides. RefSeq lists its product as uncharacterized. Lineage: Eukaryota; Fungi; Ascomycota; Sordariomycetes; Sordariales; Podosporaceae. The coding region runs from base 1 to 1275 and encodes 424 amino acids. The record is from RefSeq and is a predicted model, not a curated record. The transcript has a single exon.
AUGUCGUCCAGACUUCCUGCCCGCAUCGUACCCCGCGCGACUCGCGUGGCUCGCACCACCAAAUCCACCCCUCGUCGUUUCCAGUCCACAGCUUCUUCCACCACACAAGCCGCAGCCAAUGCCGCCCCCAGCGGGACAGGUCACUUCGCUUCCGGCGUUGCUGGCGGUAUCGCCGGCGCUGCCCUCCUCUAUGGAAUUUACACCAUGACCCCAUCGGGCAAGAUGAUGAAGACGAUGAACGCAACCGUCAAGGAGACCAACAAGAAGUAUGAACAGCUCGCCGCCACCCUCAAGAACAAGACUCCCUCCACCGAUGAGGCUCUCGGCAAGGUCAAGGAGGUCUGCUACUCGUAUGCUGGCUGGGUACCAGGAGGCCGCCAGUAUGUCGAUGUUGCCUUCAAGGAUAUUGAAGACAUUCGGGACGCGAACAAGGAAGAGGUUGACAAGCUCGUCGCCGAGACAUACAGGGAGUUUCAGAGCAUCACGGCUGCCGGCCUGACUCUCGAGGCCGCUUCCCGCAGCUGGGAGGCCCUGCAAAAGCUGAGCCAGAGAAUUGCCAACCUCAGCGCGAAUGCUUCGGAGCAACUGCUCGAUAACCACCCUCAGCUCAAGGAGAAGUUUGGCGGCUCCUUCGACACCCUGAAGCAGAUGGGCUCUCAGUAUGGACCAGAGGCCAAGAAGGUCGUGGACGACACAUGGAAGCAAGUGAACGACAUCAUCAAGGGUGGCUUCACCGCCGAGAAUGCCGACAAGGUGCGGAAGUUGGUCGAGGAGAAGACACAGCAGGUGCGCAAGAUGGGUGACCAGGUCUGGGACAAGGGCUUGGAAACCGCCAAGCCUUAUCUUGACAAGAGCCCUGCGGUCAAAGACCUGAUCAACAAUAACAAGGACAUCCUCAAGCAAGGAAAUGCCUCGGAGCUCUUUUCCAAAAUCAAGAGCAUGUCCGAGAGCGGUGACUCGAGCAAGCUGGAAGACUAUGUGAAGCAGGCCGUCAAGAAGGCCAAGGAGUCUGGGGACACGGGCAAGAGCUGGACCAGUUCUAUUGUGGGAGGAAGCACUGGUUUCGGUGUGCUGAGCCAGUUCCUUGGUUUGUCAUCCGAGGGCGUAACACAGAAGGUCAAGGACAACAUUGGUGUCUUGUCCGAGGUGUAUAAGAAGCAUUCGGACGAGGGUCAAAAGCUGUUGGAGGAGACACAGGAGGACUUGCGUAAGCUGUUGGAGGAGAAGGCGAAGAAGGCCCAAAAGAUUGCCGAUGCUGCUGCCAAGGGGCAAUGA